GCGUCACAAAGGCAACCUUGGAAGUCACAAGGGCGAGUCACAAGUGAAGUUUUUCGGUCUAUUAACCUUGGAGUCUUUAAAGUUCUAGGUAUCUAUUUAGGGAACAAUAUCAAAUUUUUAUCUGUAAACCUGGGCAUACUUCGUUGACAACUGCAACGAUCUACCUUCCCAUCCAUCAGCCCUACGAUCUACGGUGGGUCCAACAAACAUCCUACACCCAUAAGCACGUGGUUUCCCGGCAUUUCCUUCUAUUCCCAACCUCCCAAAUACAACAUUCUGCCUUUAUCUAAAUCUCUGUUAAACGCUCUCAUCAUGUCGCCCUCUAGUAAUGAGCGCGACCCCAGCAGCGUAGAGCCGCAAAUUAACCCAAACCCGCAGCUACAAUCAUAUUACCACUCCCUCGAAUCCCGACUAGGAUACAGGCUGCUUCUAGGCGGUACAAGGCACUUCGGUUAUUGGAAACAUGACACACACUGGCCUUUCCCACUCUCAAAAGGCUUACGCUCUAUGGAGGAUAAGCUAGCUGAGGCGAUUGCACUGCCGCGCGACUCCCAGGUAUUGGAUGCCGGAUGUGGCGUGGGCCACGUAGCCCUCCGUAUGGCGAAAAAGCACGGACUGCGCAUCGAGGCUAUAGAUGUCGUAGAUCAUCAUGUCAGUAAGGCCCAGCGAAACGUAGAACGGUCAGGCUUGCCACAGGGCGCGGUUAGGGUUCGGCAGAUGGACUACCACCACUUGGAGUCUUUCGCUUCCGAGUCUCUCGACGGCAUUUAUACUAUGGAGACAUUCGUACAUGCCACCGACCCCAAGGCGGUUCUAGCUGGCUUUUAUCGCAUUCUACGCCCGGGCGGUCAUCUCGCUCAGUUCGAAUACGACCACAACGCGCUCGAAACUGCGCCCCAGGACAUCGCGACUUCCAUGGUUCAGGUUAACAAAUAUUCUGCCAUGCCUACAAAUGCCAUAUCACACCCCGGGGUUUUCAGGAAGAUGUUGGAAGAGGCGGGGUUUGAGAAUAUCGUCGUUCGUGAUUAUUCGGAUAAUAUCCGACCUAUGAUACGGAUAUUCUUCCUUCUUGCCAUCGUCCCGUAUUUCUUCAUCCGUUUGUUCAGACUCGAGCGUUACUUCAUCAACACAGUUGCUGGAGUAGGGUCGUAUAGGGGACGUGAUCACUGGCAUUAUGUAGCUAUUUCUGCUACAAAACCUGGGGCUCCAAUCGAAGCAUCAAAAUCUAAAUAAAACAAUCUUUGUUUACAACAACUAUCUUUGAAAUUAUUAUCUACUGCUCAAAGAA
Messenger RNA from Annulohypoxylon maeteangense, 1288 nucleotides. Its product is annotated as S-adenosyl-L-methionine-dependent methyltransferase. NCBI's taxonomy places the organism in Eukaryota, Fungi, Ascomycota, Sordariomycetes, Xylariales, Hypoxylaceae. Gene Ontology annotation, cellular component: endoplasmic reticulum. Gene Ontology annotation, biological process: ergosterol biosynthetic process. The record is from RefSeq and is a predicted model, not a curated record. The transcript has a single exon. Gene Ontology annotation, molecular function: sterol 24-C-methyltransferase activity. The coding region runs from base 313 to 1233 and encodes 306 amino acids.